AUGUGCUACGUGGGAAAAGCAACAAAGAUCUUCAUCUUCAUCGUCUCCGCGCUCGUUAUUACUGGUCUGAUCAUAGGAUUUGGUCUCUCGCGACACCGACACAGCAAUAACAACAACAACAAAUGCUCCGAUGAAUCUUGCGGUACUUUUCCGACACCGAAUUUCAAUUUACCUACUCCUCCUUUUACACCAGGCAACCCCAUUUCUAUACCUGCUCCUCCGGUACAGUCAGAAUCUCCGCCUGUAACAAAUCCAACUCCUCCUCCUCCGCCGCCUGACUCCUCCACCUCCACCUCCACCUCCAACCCUCCUCCUCCUCCGGCUGACUCUAACCCGAACUCUCCUCCUCCACCGUCAAUUCAGUCUCCGCCGUCUCCUCCGCCUACUGUAGCAGAGCCGCCGACGGGAAGUACGCCGGGAUCGGCGUUAGUGAGUCCGGGUCCUGUACAUGCUAUUUUCUAG
Messenger RNA from Vicia villosa (hairy vetch), 462 nucleotides. RefSeq names its product pollen-specific leucine-rich repeat extensin-like protein 3. The coding region runs from base 1 to 462 and encodes 153 amino acids. Lineage: Eukaryota; Viridiplantae; Streptophyta; Magnoliopsida; Fabales; Fabaceae. The transcript has a single exon. The record is from RefSeq and is a predicted model, not a curated record.